Molecule: messenger RNA, 1316 nt
Organism: Dioscorea cayenensis subsp. rotundata (Guinea yam)
Lineage: Eukaryota; Viridiplantae; Streptophyta; Magnoliopsida; Dioscoreales; Dioscoreaceae
Product: nudix hydrolase 26, chloroplastic-like
Exons: 7
Coding region: 23-646 (207 amino acids)
Biological process (GO): ribose phosphate metabolic process; nucleoside phosphate metabolic process
Cellular component (GO): chloroplast
Molecular function (GO): guanosine-3',5'-bis(diphosphate) 3'-diphosphatase activity; bis(5'-adenosyl)-pentaphosphatase activity
Source: RefSeq, a predicted model, not a curated record
GAGCACGCUGGCGCUGAGAAGGAUGCUCUCUUUGUGCCGGCUCGGGCUCGUUCAUUAUCCUGCCCUUCAUAAACGUGCCACCUCCUUCCCGUUUUACCCCUCCCGAUCCGUGAAAUUCACACCCCUGCCACUCCACAAAACCUCGAGGAUCGCCGCCGCCGUCACCGUUGCUAUCGUCGCCGCCGGCGCAUCCAUGGAGGCCUCGCCACCGGGUUACCGGAGGAACGUCGGCAUCUGCCUUGUUAAUGCUUCCAGCAAGAUAUUUGCAGCUUCGAGGCUUGAUAUCCCUGGCACCUGGCAAAUGCCGCAGGGCGGUGUAGACGAAGGAGAAGAUCCGAGAAUCGCUGCGGUCAGGGAGCUUAAGGAGGAAACUGGAGUUACUUCAGCUGAACUUCUAGCAGAGGUUCCUUAUUGGCUUACCUAUGAUUUCCCACCGGAAGUUUGCGAGAAACUAAACAAACGCUGGGGAUCAAAUUGGAAAGGUCAAGCACAAAAAUGGUACCUUUUCAGGUUUACAGGUGAGGAAGAAGAGAUUAAUCUUGCAGGUGAUGGAUCUGAAAAGCCAGAGUUCGAAAAAUGGACAUGGAUGACACCAGAAGAGCUUCUAGACCAUGUAGAUUGUUGGUUUCAAGAAGCCGGUCUAUGAGGAAGUUUUGAAGUAUUUUGCUCCUCAUCUUCAAUCUGACCCAGCUCCAAACAUAUAGAUUAACCUUCUGAUAUUAUUUCUUUGCUGGCAAAUAAAAUGAAACUGUCCAAUGCUAUAAGAAUUCAAUCUCAUCAAAUGACUGUUUGGAUUGUUGAAAUUGCUUCCACUGUAAGACUUUAUUGGCUACUUAUAAUUCCAAAAUAUAUGCACGCAGGAGAAGCUUCUGUUUCUGUUUUCAGUGAAAAAUCAGGUAUCAAAUCCUUUUCUUUCAAGUUGUAAGGAACACAAUGGUUGGUUGCUGCUGAUCCGAGGAAUACUUCUGAUUGGACCAGUUGAUGUGGAUAGCCUGCUGAUGACAAUGGAAUCUCCUCUCCUCCCUGAAUUCGGCCUAAGUUGAGAGUGAUUUUGAAAGUUUGAUCUUCUGGGACCAUUUGUAUACAAUUUAUUAACCAAGAAGAAAUCUGAUCGCAAUAUACGGCUUGAAAUAUGAAGCUGAACGUAGAGCAAGUCCAACCAAUCAUCUGUUUUGCACUUGUAUUAUUAGAUGCAUGAGGUGGACUUACUUCUAAUCCAUACAAUUAUGUAAAAAGGAAGGGGCAUGCUGUACCUAUUAUUAUCGGCGCAUUUAAAGAGUAUGGUAUGGAUAAAGUGAUUGGCCUGUGUUCAUUCA